Strongyloides ratti is the source of this 1971-nucleotide messenger RNA. Its product is annotated as SKP1 component family and MADF domain and BTB/POZ fold domain and SKP1 component, dimerisation domain and SKP1 component, POZ domain-containing protein. The coding region runs from base 1 to 1971 and encodes 656 amino acids. Gene Ontology annotation, molecular function: cullin family protein binding. Gene Ontology annotation, biological process: SCF-dependent proteasomal ubiquitin-dependent protein catabolic process. Lineage: Eukaryota; Metazoa; Nematoda; Chromadorea; Rhabditida; Strongyloididae. The transcript has 5 exons. Gene Ontology annotation, cellular component: nucleus; cytoplasm. The record is from RefSeq and is a predicted model, not a curated record.
AUGGUUGUUAAAGUACCAGUUAAAAGUUCUGACGGAGAGACAUUUGAGUUGGAAUAUGAUGUUAUCAAACAAUCUGGAACACUUCAUACAAUGUUAACCGAUCUCGGAGUUGACUUUUCUUCUGAUGAGGAAUUGUCUAUUGAUCCUAUUGAGCUUCAAAAUCUCAAUGGAAAUAUAAUCAAACGUAUCAUUCAAUGGUGCAACUUCCACAAAGAAGAUCCACCAAGUCACGAUGACGGUGAUCAACAUGAAAAACGUACUGAUGACAUCCCAUCUUGGGAUAUUGAGUUUCUCAAAGUUGACCAAGGAACUUUAUUCGAACUCAUUCUGGCUGCCAAUUACUUGGACAUCAAGGGGUUGUUAGAUGUAACUUGCAAGACUGUUGCUAAUAUGAUUAAAGGAAAAAGUCCUGAUGAGAUCAGAAGAACUUUUAAUAUUCGUAAUGAUUUUACUGCAGAAGAGGAAGAACAGAUUAAAAAAGAAAACGCAUGUUUUGGCGUGGAGGAAGCCAAAAUUGACUCCUAUCCCUCCAAUUCAUUUACCCUCCUACAUUCAACCUCAUUUAAGUUAGAUCCUAUGAUUGAAGAUAUGGUAUUUGAAAAUGGUGAAAAUUGUAAUAUAAAGAGUGAAGAUUUAAAAGAAGAAUGUGUAAAAGAGGAAUUACUAGAUGACAGUAGUGAUAAUAAUGAAAAUAGAGAAAAAAGUAAUUCUCCUAGAAAACUUUCUAGACCGGAAUUAGAAACGUUAGGAUUUCAAUUAAUUAGAAAAGUGAAAAGUGAACCAUGUUUAUAUGAUUCUAAUAAUCCUUAUUAUGGUAAUAAACCAGCAUGUACUGCUUAUAGGUUAGAAAUAUGGAAAAGAUUUGCCGUUGAAUUAAAUUUUCCUGGCGGAGGUCCUGGUUUACAGAUUCAAUGGAAAAGGUUACGUGAUCGAUAUGUCAAAUUAAGGAAAAAGAGGAAGCUUAAAAAAAAUUGUUAUCCGCAGGAGAAUAAUACUAUUGGUAGCAUAUCAUCUGCAAAACUUUUUGAAGAAAUGAAAUGGAUUGAUCCAUAUCUUGUUGAUUCUGAUUCAAAUUCUACAAGGCAGGUACCUGCAAAAAGAAGAAAUCAGCCUUCUAAAUCGCUACGCGAAAUAAGAACUGUUGAUAAGAAUGGUAAUCCUGUUUUUGUAAAGAAUGGGCAGGCAUCAAGAAUAACUGCUAAAACUCUCAAAGAUCUCACAGCUCAUCACUUUGCUAGUAAUGUGAUAACUGACAAUCCUUCUCUUAUGGAUUCUAUUUCUUCAAAACUUACCUCUAUUAAACAUGAGGAAUCAGAACCUUCUUCAUCAUUUCUUUUAGAAACUGAUAAAAAUAACGUUCUUGUUACUGAGACUGAUAAUUAUGAUUUAUUUUCAACAAAAUCUUCUGCUCUGUUAACACCUGAUCCACAUAAUAGUACAAAAAAACGUAAAGUUGAUACAUACCUUGAGGAACCUGAUCACUCAGAUUCUAUAUCCCAACCAGAUUUUUCAUUAAACGAUUCUCAUUUUCAAAAUCAAUCAUCAUCAAGACCUGAGCCUGGUGAUAUUGAUGCUACUUCACAUAUAUCUCAGUCCUAUCUCUCAUCAAAUCCCAAUGACAUAUCAAAUUUUGAUUUGGAUACAAUAAAUAUAGACACAAGAAAAUCUAGACCAACAACAGCUUUUGUCUUACCCGGUACCUUCCUUGACGGUGAAGUUAUUUCUCAAGAAGAUGCGAUGUUUACAGGUGAAAUAGUUGGAUACCUAGGAUCCGCUAGUGACAUUGAGAAAGCUCGAUUUAAGUUAAAUGUUCAAAAGAUCCUGUAUAAUGUUAGAAUUUCAAAAUUAUCAACUUACACAAAUGAUGAAGUCGUCGAUAUUCGUACCCAUGCUUCAUCAUCACCACAUGCUUUUAGACCACCCCCUCGCAGAAGAACGGGCACUUAUCCGUUAGUUCCCCACCCCAAAUAA